CCAGCACUUUGGGAGGCUGAGACAGGUAGAUGGUUUGAGCUCAGGAGUUCCAGACCAGCCUGCGAAAUAAGGCGAGACCCUGUCUCACUUUGUAUGUUGUGCCAGCUGGGGGUGCCCCAGGUAGGUGCUCCCUGGAGUGUCUGCUUCAGGGCUGCUGCGAAGGUGCAGGGCAGGGCUCCUCCAGCUGGGAAACAUGGAAUAGUUGGCAGCUGCUUUGUACAUAGAAUCCUUCUUCUCUGAUGACCGUGCUGUCAACAUCAAAACACACUGCAUCUGCUGAGUAGAAAAGCUUCCUCAGCUCUGAGUGGGAGACCAUCCUUGGAAGAAUUUUCCUCGUUUCUCCAAUGCUAGAUUUCUAGGAGACCACACUGUUCUCUUCCUGUUCCUUCCCUAGAUAAAAAUGCAGCACAAAGUUCUGACUACAGAUUUCUUCAAGAAAGACCUGUGGAUUCCCCUAGAGUGAGAGCCCAGGCUCAGACCUCGAAGUAGGGGAAAAACUGCAGUGGAAGAUGAGGACAGCAUGGAUGGGCUGGAGACAACAGAAACAGAAACGAUUGUGGAAACAGCGGAAAUCAAAGAACAGUCUGCAGAAGAGGAUGCUGAAGCAGAAGCGGAUAACAGCAAACAGCUAAUUCCAGCUCUUCAGCGAUCUGUGUCUGAGGAAUCGGCAAACUCCCUGGUCUCUGUUGGUGUAGAAGCCAAAAUCAGUGAACAGCUCUGCGCUUUUUGUUACUGUGGGGAAAAAAGUUCCUUAGGACAAGGAGACUUAAAACAGUUCAGAGUAACGCCUGGAUUUAUCUUGCCAUGGAGAAACCAACCUUCUAACAAGAAGGACAUUGAUGACAACAGCAAUGGAACCUAUGAGAAAAUGCAAAACUCAGCACCACGAAAACAAAGAGGACAGAGAAAAGAACGAUCUCCUCAGCAGAAUAUAGUAUCUUGUGUAAGUGUAAGCACCCAGACAGCUUCAGAUGAUCAGGCUGGUAAACUGUGGGAUGAACUCAGUCUGGUUGGGCUUCCAGAUGCCAUUGAUGUCCAAGCCUUAUUUGAUUCUACAGGCACUUGUUGGGCUCAUCACCGUUGUGUGGAGUGGUCACUAGGAGUAUGCCAGAUGGAAGAACCAUUGUCAGUGAACGUGGACAAAGCUGUUGUCUCAGGGAGCACAGAACGAUGUGCAUUUUGUAAGCACCUUGGAGCCACUAUCAAAUGCUGUGAAGAGAAAUGUACCCAGAUGUAUCAUUAUCCUUGUGCUGCAGGAGCCGGCACCUUUCAGGAUUUCAGUCACAUCUUCCUGCUUUGUCCAGAACACAUUGACCAAGCUCCCGAAAGAUCAAAGGAAGAUGCAAACUGUGCAGUGUGCGACAGCCCGGGAGACCUCUUAGAUCAGUUCUUUUGUACUACUUGUGGUCAGCACUAUCAUGGAAUGUGCCUGGAUAUAGCGGUUACUCCAUUAAAACGUGCAGGUUGGCAAUGUCCUGAGUGCAAAGUGUGCCAGAACUGCAAACAAUCGGGAGAAGAUAGCAAGAUGCUAGUGUGUGAUACGUGUGACAAAGGGUAUCAUACUUUUUGUCUUCAACCAGUUAUGAAAUCAGUACCAACUAAUGGCUGGAAAUGCAAAAAUUGCAGAAUAUGUAUAGAGUGUGGCACACGGUCUAGUUCUCAGUGGCAUCACAAUUGCCUGAUAUGUGACAAUUGUUACCAACAGCAGGAUAACUUAUGUCCCUUCUGUGGGAAGUGCUAUCAUCCAGAAUUGCAGAAAGACAUGCUUCAUUGUAAUAUGUGCAAAAGGUGGGUUCACCUAGAGUGUGACAAACCAACAGAUCAUGAACUGGAUCCUCAGCUCAAAGAAGAGUAUAUCUGCAUGUAUUGUAAACACCUGGGAGCUGAGAUGGAUCCUUUACAGCCAGGUGAGGAAGUGGAGAUAGCUGAGCUCACUACAGAUUAUAACAAUGAAAUGGAAGUUGAAGGCCCUGAAGAUCAAAUGGUAUUCCCAGAGCAUGCAGUUAGUAAAGAUGUCAACGAUCAGGAGUCCACUCCUGGAAUUGUUCCAGAUGCAGUUCAAGUCCACACUGAAGAGCAACAGAAGAGUCAUCCCUCAGAAAGUCUUGACACAGAUAGUCUUCUCAUUGCUGUAUCAUCCCAACAUAAAAUGAAUACCGAAUUGGAAAAACAGAUUUCUAAUGAAGUUGAUAGUGAAGAAAUGAAAACGUCUUCUGAAGUGAAGCAUAUUUGUGGCGAAGAUCAAAUGGAAGAUAAAAUGGAAGUGACAGAAAACAUUGAAGUCGUUACACACCAGAUCAUUGUGCAGCAAGAGGAACUGCAGUUGUUAGAGGAACCUAAAACAGUGGUAUCCAAAGAAGAAUCGGGGCCUCCAAAAUUAGUCAUUGAAUCUGUCACUCUUCCACUGGAAACCUUAGUGUCCCCACAUGAGGGAAGUAUUUCACUAUGUCCUGAGGAACAGUUGGUUAUAGAAAGACUACAAGGAGAAAAGGAACAGAAAGAAAAUUCUGAACUUUCUACUGGAUUGAUGGACUCUGAAAUGACUCCUACAAUUGAGAGUUGUGUGAAAGAUGUUUCAUACCAAGGAGACAAAUCUAUAAAGUUAUCAUCUGAGACAGAGUCAUCAUUUUCAUCAUCAGCAGACAUAAGCAAGGCAGAUGUGUCUUCCUCCCCAACACCUUCUUCAGACUUGCCUUUGCAUGACAUGCUGCACAAUUACCCUUCAGCUCUUAGUUCCUCUGCUGGAAACAUCAUGCCAACAACUUACAUCUCAGUCACUCCAAAAAUUGGCAUGGGUAAACCAGCUAUUACUAAAAGAAAAUUUUCUCCUGGUAGACCUCGGUCCAAACAGGGGGCUUGGAGUACCCAUAAUACAGUGAGCCCACCUUCCUGGUCCCCAGACAUUUCAGAAGGUCGGGAAAUUUUUAAACCCAGGCAGCUUCCUGGCAGUGCCAUUUGGAGCAUCAAAGUGGGCCGUGGGUCUGGAUUUCCAGGAAAGCGGAGACCUCGAGGUGCAGGACUGUCGGGACGAGGUGGCCGAGGCAGGUCAAAGCUGAAAAGUGGAAUCGGAGCUGUUGUAUUGCCUGGGGUGUCUGCUGCAGAUAUUUCAUCAAAUAAGGAUGAUGAAGAAAACUCUAUGCACAAUACAGUUGUGUUGUUUUCUAGUAGUGACAAGUUCACUUUGAAUCAGGAUAUGUGUGUAGUUUGUGGCAGUUUUGGCCAAGGAGCAGAAGGAAGAUUACUUGCCUGUUCUCAGUGUGGUCAGUGUUACCAUCCAUACUGUGUCAGUAUUAAGAUCACUAAAGUGGUUCUUAGCAAAGGUUGGAGGUGUCUUGAGUGCACUGUGUGUGAGGCCUGUGGGAAGGCAACUGACCCAGGAAGACUCCUGCUGUGUGAUGAUUGUGACAUAAGUUAUCACACCUACUGCCUAGACCCUCCAUUGCAGACAGUUCCCAAAGGAGGCUGGAAGUGCAAAUGGUGUGUUUGGUGCAGACACUGUGGAGCAACAUCUGCAGGUCUAAGAUGUGAAUGGCAGAACAAUUACACACAGUGCGCUCCUUGUGCAAGCUUAUCUUCCUGUCCAGUCUGCUAUCGAAACUAUAGAGAAGAAGAUCUUAUUCUGCAAUGUAGACAAUGUGAUAGAUGGAUGCAUGCAGUUUGUCAAAACUUAAAUACUGAGGAAGAAGUGGAAAAUGUAGCAGACAUUGGUUUUGAUUGUAGCAUGUGCAGACCCUAUAUGCCUGCGUCUAAUGUGCCUUCCUCAGACUGCUGUGAAUCUUCACUUGUAGCACAAAUUGUCACAAAAGUAAAAGAGCUAGACCCACCCAAGACUUAUACCCAGGAUGGUGUGUGUUUGACUGAAUCAGGGAUGACUCAGUUACAGAGCCUCACAGUUACAGUUCCAAGAAGAAAACGGUCAAAACCAAAAUUGAAAUUGAAGAUUAUAAAUCAGAAUAGCGUGGCCGUCCUUCAGACCCCUCCAGACAUCCAAUCAGAGCAUUCAAGGGAUGGUGAAAUGGAUGAUAGUCGAGAAGGAGAACUUAUGGAUUGUGAUGGAAAAUCAGAAUCUAGUCCUGAGCGGGAAGCUGUGGAUGAUGAAACUAAGGGAGUAGAAGGAACAGAUGGUGUCAAAAAGAGAAAAAGGAAACCAUACAGACCAGGUAUUGGUGGAUUUAUGGUGCGGCAAAGAAGUCGAACUGGGCAAGGGAAAACCAAAAGAUCUGUGAUCAGGAAAGAUUCCUCAGGCUCUAUUUCUGAGCAGUUACCUUGCAGAGAUGAUGGCUGGAGUGAGCAGUUACCAGAUACUUUAGUUGAUGAAUCUGUUUCUGUUACUGAAAGUACUGAAAAAAUAAAGAAGAGAUACCGAAAAAGGAAAAAUAAGCUUGAAGAAACUUUCCCUGCCUAUUUACAAGAAGCUUUCUUUGGAAAAGAUCUUCUAGAUACAAGUAGACAAAGCAAGAUAAGUUUAGAUAAUCUAUCAGAAGAUGCAGCUCAGCUUUCAUAUAAAACAAACAUGAACGCAGGUUUCUUGGAUCCUUCGUUGGAUCCACUAAGUUCAUCCUCGGCUCCAGCAAAAUCUGGAACUCACGGUCCUGCUGAUGACCCAUUAGCUGAUAUUUCUGAAGUUUUAAACACAGAUGAUGACAUUCUUGGAAUAAUUUCAGAUGAUCUAGCAAAAUCAGUUGAUCAUUCAGGUCUUGAUUUAUGCACUUUCCAGGUUGAGAGCUCACCUUUUCCAUUUGAUAUUGGUCCUGUCCCUGAUGAUCCUUCUUUGCCUCAGCCAAGUGUCAAUCAGAGUUCACGACCAUUAAGUGAAGAACAGCUAGAUGGGAUCCUCAGUCCCGAACUAGACAAAAUGGUCACAGAUGGAGCAAUUCUUGGAAAAUUAUAUAAAAUUCCAGAGCUUGGCGGAAAAGAUGUUGAAGACUUAUUUACAGCUGUACUUAGUCCUGCGAACACUCAGCCAACUCCAUUGCCACAGCCUCCCCCACCAACACAGCUGUUGCCAAUACACAAUCAGGAUGUUUUUUCACGGAUGCCACUCAUGAAUGGCCUUAUUGGACCCAGUCCUCAUCUCCCACAUAAUUCUUUGCCACCUGGAAGCGGACUGGGAACUUUCUCUGCAAUUGCACAAUCCCCUUAUCCUGAUGCCAGGGAUAAAAAUUCAGCCUUUAAUCCAAUGGCAAGUGAUCCUAACAACUCUUGGACAUCAUCAGCUCCCACUGUGGAAGGAGAAAAUGACACACUGUCGAAUGCUCAGAGAAGCACGCUUAAGUGGGAGAAAGAGGAGGCUCUGGGUGAAAUGGCCACAGUUGCACCGGUUCUGUACACCAAUAUUAAUUUCCCCAACUUAAAGGAAGAAUUCCCUGAUUGGACUACUAGAGUGAAGCAAAUUGCCAAAUUGUGGAGAAAAGCAAGCUCACAGGAAAGAGCACCAUAUGUGCAAAAAGCCAGAGAUAACAGAGCUGCUUUACGCAUUAAUAAAGUACAGAUGUCAAAUGAUUCCAUGAAAAGGCAGCAACAGCAAGAUAGCAUCGAUCCCAGCUCUCGUAUUGAUUCAGAGCUUUUUAAAGAUCCAUUAAAGCAAAGAGAAUCAGAACAUGAACAGGAAUGGAAAUUUAGACAGCAAAUGCGUCAGAAAAGUAAGCAGCAAGCUAAAAUUGAAGCCACACAGAAACUUGAACAGGUGAAAAAUGAGCAGCAGCAGCAGCAACAACAGCAGUUUGGUUCUCAGCAUCUUCUGGUGCAGUCUGGUUCAGAUACACCAAGUAGUGGGAUACAGAGUCCCUUGACACCUCAGCCUGGCAAUGGAAAUAUGUCUCCUGCACAGUCAUUCCAUAAAGAACUGUUUACAAAACAGCCACCCAGUACCCCUACAUCUACAUCAGAUGAUGUGUUUGUAAAACCACAAGCUCCACCUCCUCCUCCAGCCCCAUCCCGGAUUCCCAUUCAGGAGGGUCUUUCUCAGGCUCAGACUUCUCAGCCACCUUCACCACAAGUGUUUUCACCUGGGUCCUCCAACUCACGACCACCAUCUCCAAUGGAUCCGUAUGCAAAAAUGGUUGGUACCCCUCGACCACCUCCUGUGGGCCAUAGUUUUUCCAGAAGAAAUUCUGCUGCACCAGUGGAAAACUGUACACCUUUAUCAUCGGUAUCUAGGCCCCUUCAAAUGAAUGAGACAACAGCAAAUAGGCCAUCCCCAGUCAGAGAUUUAUGUUCUUCCUCCAUGACAAAUAAUGACCCCUAUGCAAAACCUCCAGACACACCUAGGCCUGUGAUGACAGAUCAAUUUCCCAAAUCCUUGGGCCUCUCCCGGUCUCCUAUAGUUUCAGAACAAACUGCAAAAGGCCCUGUAGCAGCUGGAACCAAUGAUCACUUUACUAAACCAUCUCCUAGGGCAGAUGUGUUUCAAAGACAACGGAUACCUGACCCAUAUGCACGACCCUUGUUGACACCUGCACCUCUUGAUAGUGGUCCUGGACCUUUUAAGACUCCAAUGCAACCUCCUCCAUCCUCUCAGGAUCCUUAUGGAUCAGUGUCACAGGCAUCAAGGCGAUUGUCUAUUGACCCUUAUGAAAGGCCUGCUUUGACACCAAGACCUAUAGAUAAUUUUUCUCAUAGUCAGUCAAAUGAUCCAUAUAGUCAGCCUCCCCUAACCCCACAUCCAACAAUGAAUGAAUCUUUUGCCCAUCCUUCAAGGGCUUUUUCCCAGCCUGGAACCAUAUCAAGGCCAACAUCUCAGGACCCAUACUCCCAGCCCCCAGGAACUCCACGACCUGUUGUAGAUUCUUAUUCCCAAUCUUCAGGAACAGCUAGGUCUAAUACAGACCCUUACUCUCAACCUCCUGGAACUCCCCGGCCUGCUACUGUUGACCCAUAUAGUCAGCAGCCCCCAACCCCAAGACCAUCUACACAGACGGACUUGUUUGUUACAUCUGUAACUAAUCAGAGGCAUUCUGAUCCAUAUGCUCAUCCUCCCGGAACACCAAGACCUGGAAUAUCUGUCCCUUACUCUCAGCCACCAGCAACACCAAGGCCAAGGAUUUCAGAGGGUUUUACUAGGUCCUCAAUGACAAGACCAGUCCUCAUGCCAAAUCAGGAUCCUUUCCUGCAAGCAGCACAAAACCGAGGACCAGCUUUACCUGGCCCGUUAGUAAGGCCACCCGAUACAUGUUCCCAGACACCUAGGCCCCCUGGACCUGGCCUUUCAGACACAUUUAGCCGUGUUUCCCCAUCUGCUGCCCGUGAUCCCUAUGAUCAGCCUCCGGUGACUCCAAGAUCUCAGUCGGACUCUUUUGGAACCAGUCAAGCUGCCCAUGAUGUUGCUGAUCAGCCAAGGCCUGGGUCAGAGGGGAGCUUCUGUGCAUCUUCAAACUCUCCAAUGCACUCCCAAGGCCAGCAGUUCUCUGGUGUCUCCCAGCUUCCUGGACCUGUGCCAACUUCAGGAGUAACUGAUACACAGAAUACUGUGAAUAUGGCCCAAGCAGAUACAGAAAAAUUGAGACAGCGGCAGAAGUUGCGUGAAAUUAUUCUUCAGCAGCAACAGCAGAAGAAGAUUGCAGGUCGGCAGGAGAAGGGGUCACAGGACUCACCCGCAGUGCCUCAUCCAGGGCCUCUUCAACACUGGCAACCAGAGAAUAUUAACCAGGCUUUCGCCAGACCCCCACCUCCUUAUCCUGGGAACAUUAGGUCUCCUGUUGCCCCUCCUUUAGGACCUAGAUAUGCUGUUUUCCCAAAAGAUCAGCGUGGACCCUAUCCUCCUGAUGUUGCUAGUAUGGGGAUGAGACCUCAUGGAUUUAGAUUUGGAUUUCCAGGAGGUAGUCAUGGUACCAUGCCGAGUCAAGAGCGCUUCCUUGUGCCUCCUCAACAAAUACAGGGAUCUGGAGUUUCUCCACAACUAAGAAGAUCAAUAUCUGUAGAUAUGCCUAGGCCUUUAAAUAACUCACAAAUGAAUAAUCCAGUUGGACUUCCUCAGCAUUUUUCACCACAGAGCCUGCCAGUUCAGCAGCACAACAUACUGGGCCAAGCAUAUAUUGAACUGAGACAUAGGGCUCCUGACGGAAGGCAACGGCUGCCUUUCAGUGCUCCACCUGGCGGCGCUGUAGAGGCGUCUUCUAAUCUGAGACAUGGAAACUUCAUUCCCCGGCCAGACUUUCCGGGCCCUAGACACACAGAGCCCAUGAGACGACCUCCCCACGGUCUACCUAAUCAGCUACCUGUGCACCCAGAUUUGGAACAAGUGCCACCAUCUCAACAAGAGCAAGGUCAUUCUGUCCAUUCAUCUUCUGUGGUCAUGAGGACUCUGAAUCAUCCACUAGGUGGUGAAUUUUCAGAAGCUCCUUUGUCAACAUCUGUACCAUCUGAAACAACGUCUGAUAAUUUACAGAUAACCACCCAACCUUCUGAUGGUCUAGAAGAAAAACUCGAUUCUGAUGACCCUUCUGUGAAAGAACUGGAUGUUAAAGACCUUGAGGGGGUUGAAGUCAAAGACUUAGAUGAUGAAGAUCUUGAAAACUUAAAUUUAGAUACAGAGGAUGGCAAGGUAGUUGAAUUGGAUACUUUAGAUAAUUUGGAAACUAAUGAUCCCAACCUGGAUGACCUCUUAAGGUCAGGAGAGUUUGAUAUCAUUGCGUAUACAGAUCCAGAACUUGAUCUGGGAGAUAAGAAAAGCAUGUUUAAUGAGGAGCUAGAUCUUCCAAUUGACGAUAAGUUAGAUAAUCAGUGUGCAUCUGUUGAACCCAAAAAAAAGGAACAAGAAGACAAAACUCUGGUUCUCUCUGAUAAACAUUCACCACAGAAAAAAUCCACUGUUACCAAUGAGGUAAAAAUGGAAGUAUUGUCUCCAAAUUCUAAGGUGGAAUCCAAAUGUGAAACUGAAAAAAGUGAUGAGAAUAAAGAUAAUGUUGACCCUACCUGCUCACAGGCUUCUGCUCACUCAGACCUAAAUGAUGGAGAAAAGACUUCUUUGCAUCCUUGUGAUCCAGAUCUAUUUGAGAAAAGAACGAAUCGAGAAACCGCUGACUCCAGUGCAAAUGUCAUUCAAGGAUCCACUCAACUACCUGCUCAAGAUGUAAUAAACUCUUGUGGCAUAACUGGAUCAACUCCAGUUCUCUCAAGUUUACUUGCUAAUGAAAAAUCUGAUAAUUCAGACAUUAGGCCAUUGGGGUCUCCACCACCAACUCUGCCGGCCUCACCAUCUAAUCAUGUGUCAAGUUUGCCUCCUUUAAUAGCACCGCCUGGCCAUGUUUUGGAUAAUACCGUGAAUUCUAAUGUAACAGUAGUCUCUAGGGUAAACCAUGUUUUUUCUCAGGGUGUGCAGGUAAAUCCAGGAUUCAUUCCAGGUCAGUCAACAGUUAACCACAAUUUGGGGACAGGAAAACCUACAACUCAAACUGGGUCUCUCACAAGUCAGUCUGGUACCAGUAGCGUGUCUGGACCCCAACAACUAAUGAUUCCUCAAACAUUAGCACAGCAGAAUAGAGAGAGGCCCCUUCUUCUAGAAGAACAGCCGCUGCUUCUACAGGAUCUUUUGGAUCAAGAAAGGCAAGAACAGCAGCAGCAAAGACAGAUGCAAGCCAUGAUUCGUCAGCGAUCAGAACCAUUCUUCCCUAAUAUUGAUUUUGAUGCAAUUACAGAUCCGAUAAUGAAAGCCAAAAUGGUGGCUCUUAAAGGCAUAAAUAAAGUGAUGGCACAAAACAAUCUGGGCAUGCCACCAAUGGUGAUGAGCAGGUUCCCUUUUAUGGGCCAGACGGUAACUGGAACUCAGAAUAGUGAAGGACAGAACCUUGGACCACAAGCCAUUUCUCAGGAUGGCAGUAUAACACAUCAGAUUUCUAGGCCUAAUCCUCCAAAUUUUGGUCCAGGCUUUGUCAAUGAUUCACAGCGUAAGCAGUAUGAAGAGUGGCUCCAGGAGACCCAACAGCUGCUUCAAAUGCAGCAGAAGUAUCUUGAAGAACAAAUUGGUGCUCAUAGAAAAUCUAAGAAGGCCCUUUCAGCUAAACAGCGUACCGCCAAGAAAGCUGGGCGUGAAUUUCCAGAGGAAGAUGCAGAACAACUCAAGCAUGUUACUGAACAGCAAAGCAUGGUUCAGAAACAGCUAGAACAGAUUCGUAAACAACAGAAAGAACACGCUGAAUUGAUUGAAGAUUAUCGGAUCAAACAGCAGCAACAGCAGCAGCAAUGUGCGAUGGCCCCACCUACCAUGAUGCCCAGUGUCCAGCCCCAGCCACCCCUAAUUCCAGGUGCCACUCCACCCACCAUGAGCCAACCCUCCUUUCCCAUGGUGCCACAGCAGCUUCAGCACCAGCACCAGCAGCACACAACAGUUAUUUCUGGCCAUACUAGCCCUGUUAGAAUGCCUAAUUUACCUGGGUGGCAGCCCAACAGUGCUCCUGCCCACCUGCCCCUCAAUCCUCCUAGAAUUCAACCCCCAGUUGCCCAGUUACCAAUAAAAACUUGUACACCAGCCCCAGGGACAGUCUCAAAUGCAAAUCCACAGAGUGGACCACCACCUCGGGUAGAAUUUGAUGACAACAAUCCCUUUAGUGAAAGUUUUCAAGAACGGGAACGUAAGGAACGUUUACGAGAACAGCAAGAGAGACAACGGAUCCAACUCAUGCAAGAGGUAGAUAGACAAAGAGCUUUGCAGCAGAGGAUGGAAAUGGAGCAGCAUGGCAUGGUGGGCUCUGAGAUAAGUAGUAGUAGGACAUCUGUGUCCCAGAUUCCCUUCUACAGUUCUGACUUACCUUGCGAUUUUAUGCAACCUCCAAGACCCCUUCAGCAGUCUCCACAACACCAACAGCAAAUGGGACAGGUUUUACAGCAACAGAAUAUACAACAAGGAUCGAUUAAUUCACCCUCCACCCAAACUUUCAUGCAGACUAAUGAGCGAAGGCAGGUAGGACCUCCUUCAUUUGUUCCUGAUUCACCAUCAAUCCCUGUUGGAAGCCCAAAUUUUUCUUCUGUUAAGCAGGGACAUGGAAGUCUUUCUGGGACCAGCUUCCAACAGUCUCCAGUGAGGCCUUCUUUUACACCUGCUUUACCAGCAACACCUCCAGUAGCUAAUAGCAGUCUCCCAUGUGGCCAAGAUUCUACUAUAACCCAUGGACACAGUUAUCCGGCAUCAACCCAAUCGCUCAUUCAGUUGUAUUCUGAUAUAAUCCCAGAGGAAAAAGGGAAAAAGAAAAGAACAAGAAAAAAGAAAAGAGAUGAUGAUGCAGAAUCCACCAAGGCUCCAUCAACUCCCCAUUCAGAUAUAACUGCUCCACCGACUCCAAGCAUCUCAGAAACUACCUCUACUCCUGCAGUGAGCAUACCCAGUGAGCUUCCUCAACAGGCCGACCAAGAGUCGGUGGAACCAGUCGGCCCAUCCACUCCCAGUAUGGCAGCAGGCCAGCUAUGUACAGAAGUAGAGAACAAACUGCCCAAUAGUGAUUUCUCACAAGCAACUCCAAAUCAACAGACUUAUGCAAAUUCAGAAGUAGAUAAGCUCUCCAUGGAAACCCCUGCCAAAACAGAAGAGAUAAAACUGGAAAAGCCUGAGACAGAGUCAUGCCCGGGCCAAGAGGAGCCUAAAUUGGAGGAACAGAGUGGCAGUAAGGUAGAAGGAAAUGCUGUAGCCUGUCCUGUCUCCUCAGCACAGAGUCCUCCCCAUUCUGUUGGGGCCCCUGCUGCCAAAGGAGACUCAGGGAAUGAACUUCUGAAACACUUACUGAAAAAUAAAAAGUCAUCUUCUCUUUUAAAUCAAAAACCUGAGGGCAAUAUUUGUUCAGAAGAUGACUGUACGAAGGAUAAUAAACUAGUUGAGAAGCAGAACCCAGCUGAAGGACUGCAAACUUUGGGGGCUCAAAUGCAAGGUGGUUUUGGAUGUGGCAACCAGUUGCCAAAAACAGAUGGAGGAAGUGAAACCAAGAAACAGCGAAGCAAACGGACUCAGAGGACGGGUGAGAAAGCAGCACCUCGCUCAAAGAAAAGGAAAAAGGACGAAGAGGAGAAACAAGCUAUGUACUCUAGCACCGAUACGUUUACCCACUUGAAACAGCAGCUCUCUCUGCUCCCUCUAAUGGAACCAAUCAUUGGAGUGAACUUUGCGCACUUUCUUCCUUAUGGCAGUGGCCAAUUUAAUAGUGGGAAUCGACUUCUAGGAACUUUUGGCAGUGCUACCCUGGAAGGGGUUUCGGACUACUAUUCUCAGUUGAUCUACAAGCAGAAUAAUUUAAGUAAUCCUCCAACACCCCCUGCCUCUCUUCCUCCUACACCACCUCCUAUGGCUUGUCAGAAGAUGGCCAAUGGUUUUGCAACAACUGAAGAACUUGCUGGAAAAGCCGGAGUGUUAGUGAGCCACGAAGUUACCAAAACUCUAGGACCUAAACCAUUUCAGCUGCCCUUCAGACCCCAGGAUGACUUGUUGGCCCGAGCGCUUGCUCAGGGCCCCAAGACAGUUGAUGUGCCAGCCUCCCUCCCAACACCACCUCACAACAAUCAGGAAGAAUUAAGGAUACAGGAUCACUGUGGUGAUCGAGACACUCCUGACAGUUUUGUUCCCUCGUCCUCUCCUGAGAGUGUGGUUGGGGUAGAAGUGAGCAGGUACCCAGAUCUGUCAUUGGUCAAGGAGGAGCCUCCAGAACCGGUGCCAUCCCCCAUCAUUCCAAUUCUUCCUAGCACUGCUGGGAAAAGUUCCGAAUCAAGAAGGAAUGACAUCAAAACUGAGCCAGGCACUUUAUAUUUUGCAUCACCUUUUGGUUCUUCCCCAAAUGGUCCCAGAUCGGGUCUUAUAUCUGUAGCAAUUACUCUGCAUCCUACAGCUGCUGAGAACAUUAGUAGUGUUGUGGCUGCGUUUUCCGACCUUCUUCACGUCCGAAUCCCUAACAGCUAUGAGGUUAGCAAUGCUCCAGAUGUCCCAUCCAUGGGUUUGGUCAGUAGCCACAGAAUCAACCCGGGUUUGGAGUAUCGACAGCAUUUACUUCUCCGUGGGCCUCCACCAGGAUCUGCAAACCCUCCCAGAUUAGUGAGCUCUUACCGGCUGAAGCAGCCUAAUGUACCAUUUCCUCCAACAAGCAAUGGUCUUUCUGGAUAUAAGGAUUCUAGUCAUGGUAUUGCAGAAAGCACAGCACUCAGACCACAGUGGUGUUGUCAUUGUAAAGUGGUUAUUCUUGGAAGUGGUGUGCGGAAAUCUUUCAAAGAUCUGACCCUUUUGAACAAGGAUUCCCGAGAAAGCACCAAGAGGGUAGAGAAGGAUAUUGUUUUUUGUAGUAAUAACUGCUUUAUUCUUUAUUCAUCAACUGCACAAGCAAAAAACUCAGAAAACAAGGAAUCCAUUCCUUCAUUGCCACAAUCACCUAUGAGAGAAACGCCUUCCAAAGCAUUUCAUCAGUACAGCAACAACAUCUCCACUUUGGAUGUGCACUGUCUCCCCCAGCUCCAGGACAAAGCUUCUCCCCCUGCCUCACCGCCUAUCGCCUUCCCUCCUGCUUUUGAAGCAGCCAAAGUAGAGGCCAAGCCAGAUGAGCUGAAGGUAACAGUCAAGCUGAAGCCUCGGCUAAGAACUGUCCAUGGUGGGUUUGAAGACUGUAGGCCGCUGAAUAAAAAAUGGAGAGGAAUGAAAUGGAAGAAGUGGAGCAUUCAUAUUGUAAUCCCUAAGGGGACAUUUAAACCACCUUGUGAGGAUGAAAUAGAUGAAUUUCUAAAGAAAUUGGGCACUUCCCUUAAACCUGAUCCUGUGCCCAAAGACUAUCGGAAAUGUUGCUUUUGUCAUGAAGAAGGUGAUGGAUUGACAGAUGGACCAGCAAGGCUACUCAACCUUGACUUGGAUCUGUGGGUCCACUUGAACUGCGCUCUGUGGUCCACGGAGGUCUAUGAGACUCAGGCUGGUGCCUUAAUAAAUGUGGAGCUAGCUCUGAGGAGAGGCCUACAAAUGAAAUGCGUCUUCUGUCACAAGACAGGUGCCACUAGUGGAUGCCACAGAUUUCGAUGCACCAACAUUUAUCACUUUACUUGCGCCAUUAAAGCACAAUGCAUGUUUUUUAAGGACAAAACUAUGCUUUGCCCCAUGCACAAACCAAAGGGAAUUCAUGAGCAAGAAUUAAGUUACUUUGCAGUCUUCAGGAGGGUCUAUGUUCAGCGUGAUGAGGUGCGACAGAUUGCUAGCAUCGUGCAACGAGGAGAACGGGACCAUACCUUUCGCGUGGGUAGCCUCAUCUUCCACACAAUCGGUCAGCUGCUUCCACAGCAGAUGCAAGCAUUCCAUUCUCCUAAAGCACUCUUCCCUGUGGGCUAUGAAGCCAGCCGGCUGUACUGGAGCACGCGUUAUGCCAACAGGCGCUGCCGCUACCUGUGCUCCAUUGAGGAGAAGGACGGGCGCCCAGUGUUUGUCAUCAGGAUUGUGGAACAAGGCCAUGAAGACCUGGUUCUAAGUGACAUCUCACCUAAAGGUGUCUGGGAUAAGAUACUGGAGCCUGUGGCAUGUGUGAGAAAAAAAUCUGAAAUGCUCCAGCUUUUCCCAGCAUAUUUAAAAGGAGAGGAUCUGUUUGGCCUGACCGUCUCUGCAGUGGCACGCAUAGCGGAAUCACUACCUGGGGUUGAGGCAUGUGAAAACUAUACCUUCCGAUACGGCCGAAAUCCUCUCAUGGAACUUCCUCUUGCCGUUAACCCCACAGGUUGUGCCCGUUCUGAACCUAAAAUGAGUGCCCAUGUCAAGAGGUUUGUGUUAAGGCCUCACACCUUAAACAGCACCAGCACCUCAAAGUCAUUUCAGAGCACAGUCACUGGAGAACUGAACGCACCUUAUAGUAAACAGUUUGUUCACUCCAAGUCCUCGCAGUACCGGAAGAUGAAGACUGAAUGGAAAUCCAACGUGUAUCUGGCACGGUCUCGGAUUCAGGGGCUGGGCCUGUAUGCUGCUAGAGACAUUGAGAAGCACACCAUGGUCAUUGAGUAUAUCGGGACUAUCAUUCGAAAUGAAGUAGCAAACAGAAAAGAGAAACUUUAUGAGUCUCAGAACCGUGGUGUGUACAUGUUCCGCAUGGAUAACGACCACGUGAUUGACGCGACACUCACAGGAGGGCCUGCAAGGUAUAUCAACCAUUCAUGUGCACCUAAUUGUGUGGCUGAAGUGGUGACUUUUGAGAGAGGACACAAAAUUAUCAUCAGCUCCAAUCGGAGAAUCCAGAAAGGAGAAGAGCUCUGCUAUGACUAUAAGUUUGACUUUGAAGAUGACCAGCACAAGAUUCCGUGUCACUGUGGAGCUGUUAACUGCCGGAAGUGGAUGAACUGAAAUGCAUUCCUUGCUAUCUCAGCGGGCGGCUUGUCCCUAGGAAGAGGCGAUUCAACACACCAUUGGAAUUUUGCAGACAGAAAGAUAUUUUUGUUUUCUGUUUUAUGACUUUUUGAAAAAGCUUCUGGGAGUUCUGAUUUCCUCAGUCCUUUAGGUUAGAGCAGCGCCAGGAGGAAGCUGGCAGAGGCAGCGCUCCUGAAGUGGCCGAGGUGAAACAGAAUUACAGAACAGUCCAGCACUUUGCUUUCUUUUCUUUUCCUUUUCUUUCUUUUUUUGUUUGUUUUUUUUCCCUUGUGGGUGGGUUUCGUAGUUUUGGUUUUUUAGUCUCACUAAGGAGAAACUUUUACUGGGGCAAAGAGCCGAUGGCUGCCCUGCCCCGGGCGGGGGCCUUCCUAUGAAUGUAAGACUGAAAUCACCAGCGAAGGGGACAGAGAGUGCUGGCCACGGCCUUAUUAAAAAGGGGCAGGCCCUCUAACUUCAAAAUGUUUUUAAAUAAAGUAGACACCACUGAACAAGGAAUGUACUGAAAUGACUUCCUUAGGGAUAGAGCUAAGGGAUAAUAACUUGCACUAAAUACAUUUAAAUACUUGAUUCCAUGAGUCAGUUUAUUGUAGUUUUUGAUUUCUGUAAAAUAAGAGAAACUUUUGUAUUUAUUAUUGAAUAAGUGAAUGAAGCUAUUUUUAAAUAAAGUUAGAAGAAAGCCAAGCUGCUGCUGUUCCCUGCAGAACUAACAAACCUGUUACUUUGUACAGAUAUGUAAAUAUUUUGAGAAAAAAUACAGUAUAAACAUAGUUAUUGACCAAAUGCUACCAGGCUCUGCAGCGGCUCGGGUGCUUAUAAAAUGUUCAUAGGGAUGUUACAAUAUAAUUUUGUGUUAUAAAAUAUGCCAUUAUAAUUAUGUAAUAACCAAAAUUUCAACCUAGAGUGUUUGGGGUUUUUUGGAAACUGCAGUCUAUUAGUACUUAAUGGUUUUAUACACCUUCCUUCUGACGAGCAGGGCGUAUGCUACAACUUUUAUAGCUGUUUUGGUAAUUUAAACUAAUUUUUUCAUAUUAUAUUGUUGCAUCCCUACUUCUUCAGUCAGGUUUUUUUGUGCUUACAAUUUGUGAUAACUGUGAAUAACUGCUUAAAAAUACACCCAAAUGGAGGCUGAAUUUUUUCUUCAGCAAAAGUAGUUUUGAUUAGAACUUUGUUUCAGGCCAUAGAGAAUCAUGUAAACAUAAUAGGAUCAUGUAGCAGAAACUUAAAUCUAACCCUCUAGCCUUCUAUUUAACACAAAAAUUUGAAAAAGUAAAAAAAAAAAAAAAAAAGGAGAUGUGACUAUGCUUACAGCUGCAGGACUCUGGCAAUAGGGUUUUUGGAAGAUGUAAUUUUAAAAUGUGUUUGUAUGAACUGUUUGUUUACAUUUCUUUAAUAAAAAAAACACUGUUUUGUGUUUGCUUGUAGAAACUUAAUCAGCAUUUUGAACCAGGUUAGCUUUUUAUUUUGUACUUAAAAUUCUGGUACUGACACUUCACAGGCUAAGUAUAAAAUGAAGUUUUGUGUGCACAAUUCAAGUGGACUGUAAACUGUUGGUAUAUUCAGUGAUGCAGUUCUGAACUUGUAUAUGGCAUGAUGUAUUUUUAUCUUACAGAAUAAAUCAAUUGUAUAUAUUUUUCUCUUGAUAAAUAGCUGUAUGAAAUUUGUUUCCUGAAUAUUUUUCUUCUCUUGUACAAUAUCCUGACAUCCUACCAGUAUUUGUCCUACCGGGUUUUUGUUGUUUUCUGUUCUGUAUAAUAGUAUCUAAUGUUGGCAAAAAUUGAAUUUUUUGAAGUAUACAGAGUGUUAUGGGUUUUGGAAUUUGUGGACACAGAUUUAGAAGAUCACCAUUUACAAAUAAAAUAUUUUACGUCUA
Macaca mulatta (Rhesus monkey) is the source of this 17165-nucleotide messenger RNA. NCBI's taxonomy places the organism in Eukaryota, Metazoa, Chordata, Mammalia, Primates, Cercopithecidae. The record is from RefSeq and is a predicted model, not a curated record.